CAAUGGUGUCAUGUCAUCAACGGAUAGUGGCCACGAGUCAACUAAUUGGAAUCGCUUGGAGUUAUUUUUGAGUCCCUCAAUGCCGCUGUUAUGCGUAGACUCACAAAGCUUGUUGAAGCUGACCCAGGUGGAGACAUAGAGGGAGCUCUUCGCGACUUAUCCACCAAGUAUACACGCAACCGUUCUGGUGCAGAUCUUCGACGGGCCAAGACAGCACAUCUAGAAACUAGUUGUCCUGCGUCCCCGCCCAUCUUGCGAGAACGCUGCAGCCAUGAUCUCACUCCCCUAUCCUUUCAUCCGCAUGGGCCUUUUGAGGAGGACUACGUUAAGAUUGUGUCCCCCGUGUCUCGGUCGGCGAAGCCAUUUUACGUCUCUUUACUAUUCAAAAACCUCUAGCUGUGAAUGUUACGGCCGCUGUUGUUCCUCUUGACGAUAUUGUUGUGGUCAAGACUGGGUUCAACGUCAGCCCGGAUGAGCUUCACAUGCUCCAGUUUCUGCAGGCUCACACUCCUACCAUCUCGGCACCAAGAGUUCAUGGAUUCGUCACCAUCGGUCCUGUCUCGUGUUUGUUCAUGACACGCCUUCCUGGAGCUACUCUCAAAGCCGUCUGGCCGACGAUGACCGCAUCUCAGAAGCUCGCAGUGCAGUCAUCUCUCAAUGAUAUGCUCGUCACGCUUCGGAGUAUACCGUGGACCAGCAUUCGGAGCCCCGAAGCAAGAGAUGCAGACCCCAAGCUUCUGGGCUCGCUAUCGCCUCAGCCAGUCUGUAAAGACCUACGACGGAUCUUGCGCCAAACCGCGCGUCCUAUCCCCACCGAGGCCGAAUUCAACGAGUUCAUUGGCACAGACGAGCAAUCAAUGAAACACACCUCUGCUCGGUGCCGCGCAUGGGCGUUGUCGAUGCUGCGCUCUGACCAUCGUGUAGUCCUCACCCAUGUCGACUUACACCCCGACAAUUUCAUCGUCAACAUCUGUGACGAAGAGGGUGUUGAGAAGGUCACUGUUGGAAUCAUCGAAUGGGAGCUGGGAGGGUUUUAUCCAGAAUACUGGGAA
Messenger RNA from Coniophora puteana RWD-64-598 SS2, 1052 nucleotides. RefSeq lists its product as uncharacterized. The record is from RefSeq and is a predicted model, not a curated record. The annotation marks the transcript as partial. The transcript is spliced from 3 exons. NCBI's taxonomy places the organism in Eukaryota, Fungi, Basidiomycota, Agaricomycetes, Boletales, Coniophoraceae.